Messenger RNA from Saccharomycodes ludwigii, 3480 nucleotides. It is a transcript of the gene LEC1, whose product is annotated as Lec1p. The record is from RefSeq and is a predicted model, not a curated record. The transcript has a single exon. Gene Ontology annotation, molecular function: phosphatidylinositol binding. Bases 1 to 3480 code for a protein of 1159 amino acids. NCBI's taxonomy places the organism in Eukaryota, Fungi, Ascomycota, Saccharomycetes, Saccharomycodales, Saccharomycodaceae.
AUGAGUAAAGUAAAUAACUCAAUUAACGGUGGCGAUCAUGAGGAGAGACAGCUAGAUAUGGCUACGACCCUUGAUUCUAAUACAACUACUGAUUCCACAACUACAAAAGAUUUUAUCGAAUUUAACCCAAUGGAAGAACAUUAUUUCAAAAGAGAGUUGAUUAUAUUAGAAUUAAGAAAGGAAUUCGAUGAUUUAAAUGACGUUAAUGCUUUGAAACGGUUUGGAUAUCCAUUUUCAUCUGGUUCCUCUAAAAGUUCCAAUUCUACAAGCAGUAGUUCCCACUUGCCCAGCAUUUUGAAUACUAAAUUAAGUCAUACUUCCUCUUCUCCUUCCAUCAAUAACAAUGUUGUCAGUUCCGAUAAUAUGAUUGUGAAAACAGAUUUCCCAUUAUUGAAUUAUUUUUUAAGAGAAUUUGUGAUCACAUUUCCACUAUUAUCUUCCAACAAAGCAAGUCAAGAAGAUUUUUGGCAAAAUAAAGUUCAAAAAUUUUUUGAACAUUUUAUGAAUAUGCAUUUUAGUUCUAGUUAUGACAAGCAAGAGUUAACUAAAAGGAAAAAACUUGGUAUUAAAUUAUCAAAGAUUAUUUUAUUGAUAUAUAAUUCCGGUAUUGGUGUUUCCAAAGAGGUUCGAUAUUAUAAUUGUGACAAAUACUUUAUUUUAGCCACCACGGAGGAAGAAGAAAAAAGAGAAAAAAGCAUUCAAAAAGAAUUGACGAUGGUCAAUAGUAAAGACGAUGAAAUUCAUAAGCUUAGGAAAAAAUCUCAGCUAGACAAAUUUUUAAUGCCCAGCAGAGAAAAUUUGUUAAACUUAAUCACGAACCAACCCUUUUUCCUAAAUGGCUGGGACGUAAACGUUGUUUCAGUUGUUACUGCAGAUAGGUUCAAUGGGUUAACUAAGACUUUAACGGAGGCUAAUUUGAAGUCAAAAAACAAAUUGGCUAAAAAAUACGCACCUACCAAGUUAUUUUCCAAAUUGUCAUUCUACGGCAAUUCUAACAGCAGCAGUAACACUCAAAGUAAUACAGUUAAUGAAAAUUUGAAAGCUAAGGGCUAUUAUUUUAUUUUGAAAAUUGUUAAUGAGUCUCAUCCAGAUAAUGUUCGUUAUUUGGCCAAGAGUUAUCAUGAUUUUAAAGCCUUGAACAGUUCCUUAGAAUUAGAAUUUCCAAGUAAAUUAUUGCCUAGGUUGCCCCAUAGAAAUAAAAUGGGCACCAGCAUAAUUACCAAGCAGUCGAAGAGUUCUAAAACUGGGGAAACCAUUGUAUCUUUUAAGCCACAAUCUACCACCGAAGACACCGAAGAGGUGGAUAACAAUUCUUAUGACAAUUCCACGGUUAGUUCCACCGCAAACAAUAAGGGAGAGGAGGAUUUAACUCCAAAAUUUGAAAAAGAGCUAAAAAAGGAAUUUGAAAAAAUAAAGAAAACCCAAGAAGAAAUGGAUAGAGAAAAUAAAGAAUCUUAUGAUUAUGAUGAUGAAGACGAAUAUGAUGCUGAGAAUGUGUCGCACAGUGGGUUUUUUGAUGCUAGCGAUGAGAAGAAUUCUACUUUGCCCAGAGAAAAAAUGAGAUUAUCACUUAGGAAAUAUCUACGUUUGCUGUCUUCAGAUAAAGAUAUCAGUAACGGUUUAGUGUUAAAAAAAUUUUAUGAAACUAGUAACUACGAGUUACCGUCAUCCGAGAAAAUGUUUAGCAAUGAAAUUAAAAGUGAUAUACGUAAUCGGACUUUGAUGGAUUUAACCAACUUGGAGAACCAGAUAAAAUUUCAGAAAUUAGCCUUUGAUCAAUCUUUAAGGUUGAGAAACUCAAUGAGACAAUUUAGAACUAACAUUUUGCAUGAUGAAAAGUUUAUUUUAAGUAUUUUUGCAGAGUUAAGAGACAAAGAAAAUUUGGCAGAUUUGAGUCCUUUAUUAUUAGAAUUUUUUGAUUGGUGUAAAGUUCAAGUUAGCGCCACUAUUUAUCAACUAUUUUUAGGGAAUGAUCAAAGUUAUGAAUUUUACAUUCGUGUUAGAAGGUUUCAUAAGUUAAUACCUUACAAUGUUAUUACGCAAAUUUUAAGAUUUACUAAUCCGAUGGCAAUGAUGAAGGGCUUAAUGGAUUUGUUUAUGGCACAGCCCCCCUUUGGAGGUAGUUCUUUACUACAAACUAUGUUUUCCACUAUAUUGAGCGAUGAGUUAAAAAACCAAGAGAAGUUGAUUCACAACUUGGAAAAUAUAAUUAAAGAUGAAAAUCACAGGUCUGGAGCAAAGUUGGUGGAUAUUCUUCACAAAGCUGUUUUUGAUGAUAAUUAUGUUGAUAUGGAAAAGAUGUUUGAGCAAUCCAAAAAGUUGUGUAUGCCAUUAUGUGUUGUUAUUAUUAUGGAUAAAUCUGAAUCUGGUGAGUUAAAUUCCAGGCAUGCGGAUGAGUUGAUUGAGUCGUAUACUCUUUGGAAGCGGGAACAAGCAGAAAAUAAAAAUAAAGACAACGCUAGUGCUAAAAACAAUGAGAGGAGCACUAAAUCCGGUAAAAAACUUGAUUCGUCUGGGAAUUUUAAAAAUAAUCCAGCCUUCUUAUAUUCUCAUGUUAAGGACUUGUUAAAGGUAUAUAUCAAGGAGCGGGAUAAUAGGUUAAUGAAGAAAUUAUGGCAAGACCCUGAAUUGAACCAAUUAUUAAAAUCUAUGAUAACUUUGCUAUACGAACCGAUGGUCAAAAUCUUUAAGAUUGCUAGAGUUGAUAUUGCUUUUAAAAAUUUUGAAAGAUUUAUGAAUGAUUUAAUUAAGUUAAUAGAUAAAGUUAUAGACAAUCAAAUGAACAGUUCCUUUGAUGUUGUUGAAGAAAUUAACAAGUUGGUCAAUAAACAUGAACAAUCGUUUUAUAAAUUUAUUCAUGAUAUUUACAUUAACGAUACUGAACAAAUAUUUGAAGGUAUUAUUAAAUGGGUUCUUAAAAUUAUUAAAUUUUUGCAACAUAGUAAAUAUAUGACUGAUAAAAAUAGAUUAGAUUUAGCUGCAAUGGUGUUAAAAAAUAAGGAUAAGUUGGAUUUAGUUAGGUUGCACAAACAGGUUGAUGAGAUUUUACAACAAAAAUUAGAAGCUCGAGCAAUUUACCAAAAAUUGAUCACGAAAAGAGUUCGUAAGACUAAAAAAAAACAAAAUCAUGUAGAUUUCAUGAAGGAAAGAUGGGGUAACGUCAAUAAUCAAGUUUUGCCUGGUAAGGGUCGUGAUUUUGGUGUGCAAGAUGGCGAGUUAGUUGAUUUACAAGUUGAUUUAGGUGAUUUGGGUAAAAAUGAUAGCGAUAAUGACGAUGAUGAUGAUGAUGAUGAUGAUGAUGAUGAUGAUCCAAACAACAGCAAUGAUAAACUGUUUGAUGACAAGGAUGGACGUGAAGAAGCCGAGUUAGAAAAGAAAUACAAAGAGAUUGUGUCAAGAGCAAUAGAUACUAGCGAAAUUGAGAAAUUUAAUGAGAUAUAUUUUAGGCGCAAAUUGAAAGGCCUUUUAAACGAAAGAUAA